UGACAGCAGGUGUAUUUUGAAAGUCUGAAUUCUACUUUUUUGAAAAUUCUUUGUCCUGAUUAGAAAGUGAUUAAUUUAUAAUGUUAUCUGGAUCAUUUAAUUGAAUUUGAUUAUACUCCGGUCAGUCACCCUUGUUCACGGGAUUUUCUUCCAUUUUUUACCACCCCUUACAUAGGAUGUGAUUGUAAAUACAUCCAUUUGAUAACUUUUAUCAGGGAAUAAUAAGAUAGUUUCCUAUUGAUAUUAAAUCGUUUUGUUCAUUAUGUUGUUCAAAUUAUAAAUCUGCAAUAAUUAUUUAUUUAUAAUGUGAAUUAGAAGAAGCAAUAUGGAAAAAAGUGUAGUGCACUUUAUUUUGAAAGAUGCAGUUGAUCAAAAAGAGGACCAAUACCAAAAUCUCCGUAAAGCACUUCAAAAGAUCGAUGGUACAGUUGUCAAGUUGCCUGAUCAAACGAAUACUCUCCACUGCGUUGAAGUAACAAUUCCAGAAGCCAACUAUCAGCUCGUAAGGGAGACCUCGGAAACGCUCGGUUUCGAACCGUUGAUCAACCACAAGGCGGACCUAGAAGCUGUCACCGUCUUGUCCCACACCGGAGAUGGUGCAGAUUCGAAAGAUUACGGUGAAGAAGACGAGGAUGGUACGGUUAAGGUGACCAUCGAAGGGAUGACAUGCAAUUCCUGCGUGAGGAGCAUAGAGGACGUGGUCGGUCAAAAACCGGGAAUAUUCAACAUAAAGGUUUCCCUGGCUAACAAGUCAGCCCUGGUACGUUAUGAUGUAAGGAAGAUUACACCACAAGAUAUAUGCGAUUAUAUAGACGAGAUGGGCUUCGAAGCGGCAGUACCACUGUUGAGCGGCCAGCAAACGGUCAAUCAGAGCUAUAUCCACAUCAAUGGCAUGACCUGUAACUCCUGCGUGGAAUCCAUCCAAGGAAUGAUAUCCACGAGGGAAGGCGUGAAGAGUAUAUCGGUUGAUCUGCAGAAAAAAGAGGCCUUCGUAGAAUUCUCCAGCGAGGUGAACGCAGAACAAAUAGCCGAAAUGAUAGAAGAUAUGGGUUUUGAGGCCUACGUGAAGACUGUUAAUGGUAAAGAAUAUAAAAUAGAUAAUAGGAAAACGCAGAAUGGCAAACUGGCAACUAAUGGUCGCGCGGACAGGGAGACCGAAGAAUUAAACUUGGAAAAAUGCCAGUUGCAGAUCAAAGGGAUGACCUGCGGUUCCUGCGUUGCUGCUAUCGAAAAACACGUGAUGAAAAUAACAGGUUGCCACAAGAUCCUGGUCUCCCUCCUGGCCGCCAGGGCGGAGGUACUCUUCGACCCUUCCUUCACCUCGCCCAACGACAUAGCCGGCUCCAUAUCGGAGCUCGGUUUUCCCUCUUUGGUCCUGGUGCAAUCCGGAGGCAGCGAGGCGGAAUUAGACCUGGAAAUCGGCGGGAUGACGUGCGCCAGUUGCGUGUAUAAAAUCGAGAGCAACGUGGUCAAGCUGCGGGGGGUGGUAUCGGCCAAGGUCGCCCUCACGACCCGUAGGGGUAAAUUCCUGUACGACUCGGAGAUCACCGGUCCUAGAGACGUGAUAAAGGCCAUUGAAGAUUUGGGUUUCACGGCCGAACUGUUGAAUAAGGAUAGGGGCGGGGAUUAUCUACACCAGAAGGAGGAGAUACGUAGGUGGAGGAACGCCUUUUUGGUUUCUCUGAUCUUCGGCGCGCCCAGUAUGGUAGUUAUGAUGUAUUUCAUGUUUGUCAUGUCGACCGGCACCAUGAGCCACAAGGAUAUGUGCUGUGUCGUUAAGGGUCUGUCCUUGGAAAACCUCAUAAUGUGGGCGCUCUCCACGCCCGUCCUAAUCUUCGGCGGCCGUCACUUCUUCGUCCAGGCCUACAAGGCCCUGCAACACUGCACGACGAACAUGGACGUACUUAUAGCGAUGGCAACGUCGAUCUCCUACACUUACAGCGUGUGCGUAGUCGUGGCAGCCAUGGCGACCGGACAGAACACCUCCCCGCAGACGUUCUUCGACACGCCCCCCAUGCUGUUGGUCUUCAUCAGUCUGGGCAGAUGGCUGGAACACAUCGCCAAGGGAAAAACAUCAGAGGCUCUUUCCAGAUUGUUAUCUCUGAAGGCCACGGAGGCUCUGUUGGUGACGUUGGGCGCGAAGGGCGAGGUGGAGAGCGAGAAACAGGUGCCGGUGGAUCUGGUGCACAGGGGAGACGUGCUGAAGGUGAUCCCGGGCUCCAAGGUGCCGGUGGACGGUAAGGUGAUACAGGGUCAGUCGAUGUGCGACGAGAGUCUCAUAACCGGCGAGAGCAUGCCGGUGCCGAAGAAGAUCGGUUCUAGCGUGAUCGGCGGUUCGAUAAAUCAGCACGGUCUGCUGAUUGUGGAGGCGACGCACACCGGCGAGGCCACGACGCUGUCGCAGAUCGUCAAGUUGGUGGAGGAGGCGCAGACGUCCAAGGCGCCGAUACAGCAGCUCGCCGAUAAGAUUGCGGGGUAUUUCGUUCCAACUGUCGUCUUCCUGUCUCUGUUGACUUUGGUGGUCUGGUCGAUAAUCGGAUCGAUCAACAUCGAUUAUCUGCCUGUUGGUAACGCGGAGAAGGAGGGAUUCACGGAGACCGAGGUGCUGUUACAGUUCGUCUUCAGGUGCGCGCUGAGCGUAUUGGCCAUCGCGUGUCCUUGCGCGUUGGGCCUGGCCACGCCCACCGCCGUCAUGGUGGGCACGGGCGUGGGCGCGAUGAACGGUAUCCUGAUAAAAGGGGCGGAACCCCUAGAAAACGCGCACAAGGUAAAGGCCAUCAUGUUCGACAAAACCGGCACGAUAACCAAGGGCGUGCCCGAGGUGGCCAGGAUCUGGCUGACCGGCGACAUAUACAACCCCGCGGUCAUACUCAGCGCCCUUGGAUGCGCCGAGACGAACUCCGAACAUCCCAUCGGCAUAGCCAUCAUCAGAUACGUAAAAGACGUCUUGAAUUGCGACAUGACAGGGUUCGUCUCGAACUUCCAAAGCGUGCCCGGAUGCGGCCUCCGAUGCACCGUGUCCUCGCUGUCCACCAUGGUGAACAACGCGAAGAACAACAAGGAACUGUCCGAGUUCGCCUCGCUGGUGUCCGCGGGCAGUUCCGGCACCUUUUCCCUGCUGAACGUGCAGGUGGACGUGACCCAUUCGCAAAAUCUGAUGUUGGGCAGACUGAUCGGCAUAAAUUCGCAGGAUGACGAUAACGCAUCAGGGGGGGAGUAUCAGGUGAUCGUCGGGAACAGGGAGUGGAUGAACAGGAACGGACUGUUGGUCACCGACGACAUGAACAGGAGGAUGGUGGACGAGGAGGAGCAGGGGAGGUCCGCGGUUCUGUGCGCCUUAAACGGUAAAAUCGUAUCGAUGAUAAGCGUCGCGGACACCGUCAAACCGGAAGCCAGCCUGGCCGUGUACUCCCUGAAGAGGAUGGGACUGGAGGUCAUACUGCUGACGGGCGACAACAGAAAGACGGCGGCUAGCAUAGCCAGAGAGGUGGGCAUCACGAAGGUCUACGCCGAGGUGUUACCGUCGCACAAGGUAGCCCGGGUGCAGAAGUUGCAAGCGAAGGGCGUUAAGGUGUGCAUGGUGGGGGACGGCAUCAACGACUCCCCGGCCUUGGCCCAGGCCGACGUAGGCAUGGCCAUAGCUGCCGGUACAGAUGUAGCGGUGGAAGCCGCGCAUGUGGUGUUGAUGAGGAACGACUUAUUGGACGUUGUAGCUUGUUUGGAGCUAUCGAGAUGUACAGUAUCCAGGAUAAGGCUGAAUUUCUUAUUCGCCAGCAUGUACAACCUUUUGGGUAUCCCUCUGGCAGCGGGGGCCUUCAGCAUGUUCGGCCUCAUGCUGGCGCCGUGGAUGGCGAGCGCGGCCAUGGCCCUCAGCAGCGUGUCCGUGGUCGGGUCCAGUCUGCUGCUGAAGCUGUGGAGGAAGCCCACCAGGGCGGAUCUGGAAACGCCCGAAUUCCUGGCGAUGAGAGACAGGCAAGAGAUGGACGCGAUAUCGAUACAUCGCGGACUGGACGACAUAGAGAAUUAUACGAGCCCCCCUAACGGAAUUUCAAGGAUACUUGGAAGAGGAAAAAAUCCCAAAGAUUCCCUGCUGAAUAACGAGGAUAACACGCACGUGGAAUUCAGUUCUAAAAAGAACACCCUUAUAGAAUCUCUAAUGUAAAAAAUAACCCCAUGUUACUUAAGUAUCAUAUUACAAGUGAAAAAUAUACACGAAUAUUUUAUCUAAACACGUUUUGUUUUUAAAUAUAUUUGAUAUAUUUUCAAUUUUAUAUAAUUGAGAAAGUUUU
Messenger RNA from Coccinella septempunctata (seven-spotted ladybird), 4289 nucleotides. It is a transcript of the gene ATP7, whose product is annotated as copper-transporting ATPase 1. Lineage: Eukaryota; Metazoa; Arthropoda; Insecta; Coleoptera; Coccinellidae. Gene Ontology annotation, cellular component: perinuclear region of cytoplasm; membrane; trans-Golgi network. Bases 326 to 4162 code for a protein of 1278 amino acids. Gene Ontology annotation, biological process: monoatomic cation transport; copper ion homeostasis. The transcript has 17 exons. Gene Ontology annotation, molecular function: ATP hydrolysis activity; P-type divalent copper transporter activity; copper ion binding. The record is from RefSeq and is a predicted model, not a curated record.